CAACGGCUGACUUCACUCCCUCCGCUGUGGCUCGUCUUCGGUUUGAACUUCAUGUGUCAAACUCCUGACCACGGCGGCGUUACACGAUUAUGAGACAGUUAGGGCGGCGGGUAGGCAUAAAGGGAGACAUUAGCUGUAAAGUUAUCACGAGUUUUAGAGAAUCUUUAAUUAAAAGUCGUCGGUUUAUUUCGCUGUGAAUCGGACGUUCGCCAGAAAAAGGCGAAGAAGAAACAACUUCGAGCCGAGCGAGCGCGAGGCGGUCAGACCCGGAGGAGCGUCGUUGAACAGCCGUUAUUACACUCGGAGACUUUCGGGAGUUUAGUAUUAUUAUUGUUUUAAUUCGACACGAUGCUCAAGCUUUCCCUACAGAGAGCUCUCCUGCCCGUUGUGCAGAAGUUCCUCCCGGGACUGAAGCAGACGCCGGCGGGGGUGAGGCUGCCGGGGACAGGGCGACACACACCGAGCUGCUGUAUGGGGACACACGGGAGGAACGAGCCGAGGGAGCCGCUCAACUCCCCGAAGAGAGCCAAGGAGUUCAUCUACCGGCUCCAGCCCAAGGAGAGGACGUGUUUACUGCACGAGCUGCAGAGUUUCGAGUCCAUGGCUAUAGCUCAAGGUGAGAAACAACCAGCACAGGUGUACUUUAGUUACUGGUGACCUACACUAAUGAUACACCUGUCUUUAAGUCACAUUUAACUCACUUCAGGUACGAGCACAGGUGAGAAAAUAACAGUGAGCAGGUGAUUGGAUUGCACUGGGGGAACUGAUCAAUGGGUGGAGCUAAUGUUUGAACGAAAAACUGAAAAAUCAAUAUCCAACAACAUAAUAUAAACAGCAUAAAAUUAAACAUGUCAGAUGUUUUAAGAAAAAGUCACAUACAGACAUAAAGAUACACAUAUUUGGUCAAACAUUUAACUUUUUAUUAUAAACUGAGUGAACCCCCAUGUAGGGAUGUAACGAUAUUGAAAUUUAACAUCACGAUUAUUGUGACCAAAAUUAUCAUGGUUAUCAAUAUUAUCAGGGUAUUGUUGAAAUAUGUUCAAAAUGUUUAAAAAGAACGGUUUCACUCCGACUGUACUUGGAUUGAUCGUCAUUUUCCUGCGUUAUAUCUUCUUUUUCUGGUUCAGUGACUGAAACUCUGAUUCCAGAGCAGCUGCAUCUCUUUCAACAACUCCUCUGCAGCUUUAGCGCCGUGCUGUUGAAUAUUUCAGAGGAUGUUGUAGUGAGCUCUGUACUCCAGUUUGAAAAUGAGAAAGUAUUGGAAGUUUUUCACCAUAUGAAAGUCUUUAACUUGAGCCCAUGUAUAAUGGUUAUUUAGUACUGGUGAAGUUUACAGGAUUCCUUUUUAAAUGAAAAUAAUACAGGCCUAUAAUUAGUUAGUACCUUAAUAAACCUCAUACCCUGUCGUGUCAUUAACAGUUCUUCUCAGGACAAACUCAUCUGUUGAAUACUUUCUGUUUUCUGUUCAUCUGUGGUCCAAAGAAAGUAAGAAGUAACUAAAACCAAACAUUACAGUCAGAGCGAUGUCUCAGAAAGAUUUUCAGUUUAUUCAGACAUAAACAAAGAAAAAUACCCACAUGUGGAACAAUUCUUACACGCUGAACUACAAUCCUAAUAGUGAAUAAUUUCUCCUCUGUGCAAACUUAAUGACUUUUCUUAUCAGCUGUAACUACAGUAGUUUGGUACAGUGUGUGUGUGUGUGUGUGUGUGUGUGUGUGUGUGUGUGUGUGUGUGUGUGUGUGUGUGUGUGUGUGUGUUCUGCGGUUCGUUGGCAUGAGCUGGCAGGCGUGUGUGUGUGAGUGUGUGUGUGUAUACAUAUCUUCCUUUGAGUCACCGUCAGACUUUUUCCUGUUUGAAAAGAGAAAAACCCUCCAUGUGAACAAAAGAAAACCACCAUGAGUCACCAGAGACUAAAGACGGAGAAGUAUCUGAGUGACGAUCUCUCCACGGCGUCUCGGGACUCUAAACUCACGUGAACAAAUGACAACAAACAGAUAAAUGACCCUGAUGUGAAAAGUCUUUGGAUUUAAUCCGCUGAGGGACCAAAAGUGUGAAAUUACAAAAGGAAACAGAUCGGCUUCUCCUCGGUGUGUUGAGUUUGGAGUACAGAGGGUCUUAGUGUCUUCGUAAGCUCAAGUCCGAGGAUUUCAGGGAAAAAGUUAGUACCUUAUUAGCAGCUCUGAGCCCGUCUUGAUCCAACGGAAUGAGCUCAGAAGAAACUUAGUCGACUUUAGAUAAGGCGUGGACAAAGUCAACACUCAUGUUCUCUUUUGAAUCCUUUUCAUUUGGAACCUUUGGAGUUUUUAACUUUGCUCGUUCCAGCUUUGUUAACUUCAUUAAAAGGAUGUGAAAGUGUGGAGAGUACACCUCUGAGCAGCAGGAAAAUUACACAGGCUGAGUACAGAAAGUAUUGCUUGUUUGCAUAAAGUAACUUUUUAAUCUUUUGCAUUAAACUCAUAUUCUUCUGCUUAUUAAAGCAGCUGUUUUACAAUAACCAUGAAACUCUGAUUUAUUCAGCAGCCCUGACGGCAUUUUAAUAAGAGCAGGAUUCACUGAAGCGAGUGAUUUCGACCACAACAAGAGUAACGUUCAGCAAAGUCAUCUUGUAGGAGAGCUCUGUUCCUCAUCUGGACUCUUUAGACUCUGCUGACCACAUAAAAAAGCCGGUUCUGGGCUUUCUGCCGGGUUCACCGUAUAAACAAAGAUCCAGCUGAAGCUCCUGACACAGAACACUCCUGAGGAUUUAUCAGAAUUAAUCAGUUUUUGUGAAUGUGUGCUGAACCCAAACAAAGAAUCUCCUCAUCCUAACUUCAUCCGGUUAGAGGAUUUCAUAAAACAUUUUCUCUCCUUUAUACUCUCACAUACUCGCCUCAUUUACCUCUUUAUUUCUUUCGCCGUGAAAGGGUAAGUUCUCAAAAACAUCAGGGUCUGAAGGUCCUGAAAUGAUCUGGAAAAUGUCAGGAGUUCAUGUGUGAAAGGAGUUUUAAAGUCAGCAGAUAAAAGUUUCCCUUUGCUCAAACGUUCAGCUGAAAUAAGAGGAAAAUCUCCAACCAGCAGACUUAUGAUCCAAACCUGGAUUCAGCUCACCAGGUGGUCUGGGUCCUCAGCGUUUUAUGGUGCAUUUUCAUCGUCUCUGCGGCAUCCCAUUAUUAAACACUCACUUUUAGUCUCUGCAGUCAGAUUAUGCUGACACACUGAGAGUUUCAGUUUUGUCACUGAAGCAGCUCCUCUUCACUUUGUUGUAGUGCUGGACGAUAAUUCGAUAACAAUAUAUAUCGAUCGAUAGACGUGUGGUGCGAUAGAAAAAAAACGGGUCGAUAAAAAGUUCGAUAGAAAAACACAGUUUCCCUUUCUUUUUCAUCAUAGCCUAUCAUGUAGCUUUUACUACAGUCAUUACUUCCUCCCAACCAAUCACAAACGCAGACCCAGGUACGCUACGGCACCAAGCCCAGCCCCUAUCAAACCACAACAGACAGCACGUGUAUUAGAAAAAAUGAUACAGCAAGGAGAAGCGGAGGACGUUGUCCCGAAAAACGGUCUCAGUAGUUCUCCAGCAUGGCAGUGUUUUGGUUUUUAGAAGUCUGACAAAAAGCGAACAGCGGUCGUUUGCAAAAUUUGCAGAGAAUUAGUAAAAACCAAGUCUGGUAACACAACCGACUUGUUUUACCAUCUAAACCGAUCGCACCCGCAGGAGUACGAGCUGUGUCGGCCGCGCCGCGGCUCCACGUCGUCGUCGGAGGAGGAAUCCUCUGGAACCGCUGCCAGCACCGGCACAAAGCAUGUGAAGCAGACCAAACUGGACUUCGUUUCUUGUCAAAAUACGACAAAGCGUCCAAGCGGCAUAAGGACAUCACCCAUGCAGUAACAUGCUCCAUAGCGAGGGACAUACUGCCAAUAACUACCGUUGAAAAGCCUGGCUUCGACCAGCUUCUAGCCACUCUCGACCCGCGAUAUGAAGUGCCCGGCCGCAAGUAUUUCUCAAACACAGCGCUUCAGGCAUGAAAAUGGGUCAGGGGUUGAAAAGGUGAGAAGGGUGCGGAGGAAAUACGUUUAAAUGAGCUCAUAUUUUACAAAGACGCGAGUAUUUGGAUCAUGGCUACUAGCAGGGGGUGCAUCCGGCAGGGGUGCAUUCUACGACACAACACCGGCGUGGAUAAGUCCUGCUUCUCGUGCUUAGUUUGUGUAUUAAGUCAAUCACAUGAUAAUUAAAAAAAAUCAAUCUCCCGACCCCGGGAGAAAUAUUUCAGUGUUCAGACACCAGGCUGUGGGCAGUUUCCCACACAGUUAAAACUGGUAGUAUGCUAUUCCCACCUAAAGCUAUUCUGUUUAUUUAUAUAUUUGUUUGUUUUGUUUAUUUUCAUCAAAAGACUAUUUAAAUAUUUAUUUAUCAGAUUUUCUGGUCACUUUAGUCUUUAUGUUUGUCAGUAUUUACUGACGUCACUCAGGCCACUUAAGUUGAUUUCUUUUUUUUUUUUAGUUCUUUUUUAAAAAACUUUCAGUUGUGGUAAAAUAAAAAAGGUGGUUGAAUAAAGGUUUGAAUUUGAAUUCAGUGCUUGUGUGUUCUUUAUUAAAAGUAGGUCAUUAAGCAAUAGCAUAAAACAUCCAGGGCUGCAAUUAAAAUAUAUGUUAAAUAAUUAUAAUUAUAUCGAUAAUUAUCGAUAUCGAUCAAUAUGAUUUAUUUUUUAUCGAUAUGCUUUUUUUCUAUAUCGUCCAGGCCUACUUUGUUGUGCAACAAGCUGCUGCUGCUGCUGCUGCUGCUGCUGCCGCCGUAGACUCUGUCAGAGUUUCCUCUUUUUAUCAGCUGAUUUUUUGAUUGACAUGGAAGUAUGUUUGCAGGAUUUCAUCACCUGUACUUUGAGUAUGAAAAAUGAAUGAAUGAAAGACAAAUACGCUCUGAACAACCACACCCAAACAUUUCUUUGGAAAGUGUUGUGUAAGAGUCUGUGCAGGAAUGUGUCCUCUGUGGUCUGUGCACAGGUACGAUGGUGGUGGGUCUACUUCACUCAUACAAAGGUCCUAAUAAUUAAACAGUUUUACAGUCCUGUUAUCAGCAGGUAGACCCUGUACCUCCUCGUAUUUGUAAGCAGUCGUCUGUUUGAGCUCUGACUGUGCAGCGCGGUCAUUAACAGCCCGGUCGGACUGAGUUUAGCUCUCACUAACGAGCGUCUGUCUGCAGCUCCGAGAUCCUCUCUCCUCUUUUUACUAAUGAGCCAAAUACUGUUGAAGAGCAGAGAGGGAUUUAGAGGCUUUUACUUUACAAUCGUGAGGAAUGUGCAGUUCAGGAAGUCAGUCAGACGGCGAGCUCUGCUGCUCAUUAAAACAUCACAUCCACGUUUUACCCAUUUAGCAAGUCAAUUCUACAGCGGGAGUCUAAAAAUAGAAAAGUGUGCUGUAAUGUUGAAAUGAAUUAGUGAGACAAAAUCCUCUGAUACAACAGAUGAUCUGAUUGGUCAGAUGUGGGGGUAUUUUACGUGUCUGUGUCAGGACUAAAGGUCCUCUGUAUGCAGACUCACAGGCUCAGUGACAUUCUUACAUAAACAUUACCUCUAUUUCUGCAGGGAUGUUGUUGUUUUUUUUUAGAGGUCACUGCCCCAGAACUUUGCUUUUGGUCUCAGGUUCAUUUCUCUGUAUUUAAGGUUCAGAGACAUUAAAUUGAGCUGAAUUUAUUCAUGAUAGGGGCUCCCUGUAACACACUGAGCAAUUAAACUCCAUUUUUUUUUGAUAUUUCCUCAGUGCCUUCGAGCGAUCUCUUUUCCUUUCCGUUAACUUCACCAAAGGUCGGUUCAAGAAGUCUUUUGGUGAGGGAAAACUUUAGUGACGGGUAUUCUGGCUCAUAACUCGGGUUAUAAUCUCCUCCUCCUGUGGGAAACAUGAUGGUUAACCAAACUGCUUCUACUUAAACCUGAUCUAUUUCAUCCACCGCCGACUUUGAGUCACAGCUCUGCUUUCAUUGAACUCAGCCGGCUCCAAUCCUGACACCCGGACUGGCAGCAGGUCAUAUCAACUGUCACUAAUGGAUUUAGUGAAUGAAUUAACUCUCUAACUGAUUGGCUUCCGGCUGGUAAAGUGCUCUCUGCAAGCUGGUGUCGGUACUCUGCCAAAGAUCUUCACGACAGGACCAAACUCCUCAUGGCGACACUUUUUCACACCCACAUCCACCACGGCGUCGUUCCCUCGCUGAUUAAAUCAUUCGGAGGAUUUUUAGUCAUUCAAACUUUGAAGCAGGGCCUUAAUGGGUAUCCAGAUCAAGAUGAGAGAGAUCAGCAGUGGCAGUCACUCAGACCUGGACUGGGUUUGUGGCUGAGUUAAGAAACACCUCCAAACAUCUGAUCUUCACUGAGGUGACCCGGUGGGGUGAUGUUUUUUAGAGUACCUGCUGCUUCGUCAUGUAGGACCUCUGUUGUUUUAGCAUUAGUUGAGAGUUUUAGACACUUAGGAGAGAGAGAGACUGUGAACCCACAUCCAGGAGGAAACACAACAGACCUUUAAUGUUGUUGUUUUUCACCCUCACGUCCGCACACUCACUAUCAGAUGGAGGUUUAUCAGAGGGACUGGCAGAGCGGUUACAAAUUUCUCUCCAUGGUAAUUUGUCUGAAAUGUCAGACCGCUAAUGCAUUAUUCUUGCUAAUGACACUCCAGAGAUCCGCUUGGUUUUCCGUAUAAUUGAAUUGGCUAUCAAUGCCGUCGUCUCGCGGUGACAGGAGAGAAAAUCCAGGAGGGGAAAUCUACUUAGAGGAGGAGAGCGUUUCUACGUGAUUUCCUCUUUGAGAGAGAGAGAGAGGAUUUGCACGUGAUGUGACUGAUGUAGAGGUCUGUUGUCGUUCUGAGUUUCACACAGAAAUCAGACUGUUGAGAUGCUCGGCUGGCGUCCUGUUUAUGCUUUGUUUAAAUUGAAUAAAAGCGUUAAAGAGAUGAGAGUUAUUUCACAGCUGAAAAGAUAAUGUGAAAAGUUUAUUUGACCGUGUACCGCUCACUUUAUUCCUCCAUGUCCUCUGAUUUCUCUGAUUAUUUCAUGCGUAGGUCUUUCUGUGUUAGGAUAUUCCACUGAGUCCAAUUAAAACCUACUUUAACAGAAUGAGUUUCUCUCAGUUUGACAGGGAGGAAAGGAGCUGUCGGGAGGUUAUGACAGAAAAAAGAAAACUUCAUAACACACGGCUGAGAUGAAAACGGUCACUCAGACUGCAGCUCUGUAUGUUGGUGGAUGUAUAAACAGUUUUUCAGAAAUUCUGCUUCUGUCUUUACGAUGAAGAACGACCCCGAACAGGCUCUUCGUCAGGAUUAUCUGUCAUAACUCCAAUGAAACAUCAGUAUUGGUUCUAAAAUUAAAAGCGUGGCCUUUCAGAAAUUGGAUUCUUGAAUCCCUCGAAGCCUCGACUAAUUGCCUCCUCAUCAGAAUAUCUGUGCAGCAGCAGCAGGGUGUGUGAGGACAGCUCUGUGUUUGGGGUUUAAUUGUACAUCAGCUGCUUAUGUCUCCAAUCAGAGGAGCAGGAGAGAGGAAAACUGCAGCCAAACCAAAACAGGAUCAAACUCAGCUCAUCUAUUUUUAAUUACUUUACGAUUGUGACACAAAUAUUUACCUGUUAGGCAGAGAAUAGACCUCUGAGAUUUACUCACAGGGCAUAAAACCUGCUUACAAUAGAGCUGCAGAAAUCAUCUGGAUUACAGCGAUGAUGAUCACUAAAUUAGAAGACAAGUUUCUCCUUUCCUGCUAGGGAUGGGAAUAAAGAACCGGUUCUAAAUGAUUCAAUCCAUCGACAUCAUUUACAUUUUAUAUUAACGAUUCCUUUCAUCCAGGUGUGUUUAAAAACGGUCUUGCGAGUGCCAGUCUACACGAACAGGAACAGAGAUGGGGGGAAAAACAUGGCGGAUGGUUGAAAAGUCGGCAGAAACGAUCUAAAGCGUGGCUUAAUGUUACUAAGAAAGAGACAACAGUGCAACGUUUGUUGAGCAGAGAGAACAUGCAAAGAUGGAAACACCAACAACAUGCUUCAACAUUUGUCAGCGGGGCACGGCAUCAGAUAUCAGGAGUCACAUGUAUUCGAUGAUCUCCUCAGGUGUUGUUGUAGAAUGUAUCCCCUCCACUCAUGAGCUUCUUAAAGUGGAAAAAAAAUGAUCUCAUAUUUAAAAAACACGAGUAUUGGAUCAUGACAACAUGUGAGAUUUAGCAGCAAACUGUCGUUCUGUUUUAAUGUCUCUCUAAAAUUCACAUAUAGAGAUGAACUUGGGUUUAUAAACUCUACAGUAAACUAUCAAAGUAAAGAACUUUAAAUAUUCAGAAUCAGAAGACUGUUGUUUUCGGUUUAUCUGAAUAGUCUGAAUGAAAUCAUUAAAGGCACACGCUUUUGAACCCGUCCAACGGUAAGAAAACUUGGAUUAUUUCACCUUGUUAUGUAGUUUUAACUGUGCUCCCGUCAGGGGUGCAUUCUACCGCACAACACCUGUUGAACACAUGUCCUCUUUUACCCGGACAUGUCCUCUUUUUUUCUCGGGGGGAGUUUAUAAAAUCCUUCAAAUGUCCUGAAUGUGUUUUCACUGAUGAUAAAACAGUGCAGAGGAUCAGUCCCCUCUGCAGCUCCGCCCCUCCGAUCACUUCAAAGAAAGCCACUGAUGCGACGCACUUAUGUUCUGUCUUUGGGAAUUUAGAAUAAUAUGUUUAACUGAGUUAAAAGUGCAUAAAAACUCUCGACCCAACCCAAACGGAAAAAAAAAACCCUCAAAUUUUCACACACAAGUCCGCUCCGCGCAGUAGUGUCCUCUUUUUGGGGAUUCAGAAUAUGGUCACUCUAACAUAUGUCCUGUGUUAAUGUAAACACAAUGAAUGUCAGAAAUGCUGAACAAAUAUCAUUUUUGUUUGAUUAUUUUAGACUCUCACUGAAGGUGGCGUACAUCUAUUUCUGUUAUCAGAGACUCUAUAAAAUGUUGAGUUAACGGUGAAAACCUGUAGUCUACUUUUUUUAAUCGAAGAAAGGCAUUGAUAAGGGAAUCGUUAAAGAAUUGAAUGGAUAAUGGCAUCGAUAUCGAUAAAAUCGUAUCAAUUCCCAUCCCUACUUCCUGCUCUCCACUCCUCGACUCUUCGUCUCCAUUCAUGGUCCGGUUUGUAUUUGACACCGUUAAUAGAUGUCAUGGUUAAAAGGAGAAGUUAAUUUUCAGAGGAAUUUCACCAUCCUAUAUUAUUAGUAUGCAGUUUUUUUUUAGCUUUAAGAUGAAGUAAGUGAGUCAGUGAAGAUCUGAAGACUCUGUGAGGUGAUAUUUUCAUCCUGUUCAUGCAGAGCAGCUGUUUCUUAUUCAUCCUCAGUUUGUGGUUUUGCUCAUUAGCCACUAGAUGAAACGUGGACGCCUCUGCAAACACACCGUAGCUGUUAAUUAACAAGCGGACUCAUAAGAUCACACACCCAGUGAGCAGCGUGUCGUUCAGGUUAGACUUCAGCACUUGAGUCUGUUUAUCUAGACAAAAUGUCACUCCGGCUUUUCCUCUGAUGGAAACAGUUUUAGUGGCAGCGACACGAUUCACAAAUGUCUGAAUCCCCUCAGCGACACACCGACAGUGUUUUUAUCUCCAUGGAGACGACGUGAUCUCUACCUGCUGAUAGGCCUCUUCUCAAACACUCGUUACAUCUUUUCCUAACGAGCCGAGAGGAGUCGAGAUAGUGCUGCGUGUGUUCAGGUGGUUUCCUCCAUCUUCAGAUAAACUGCAAGUGUGCAGAACUUUGCAGGAAUAAAGCCGAACUGAAGCAGCAGGAGGAAGUGUCGGCGCUGUAAGGAAACAGAGGAGAGGCCGUUUCUGUUUGUCUUUUUACAUCAACCUAAAAUCAUCAACACAUUUAUCCUCCUGAAUUCUUCUCAAUAACAAGACAGAGACGACGGCAGCCUGGAGCAGCUUGUCGGGAACCGUUAUAGACCGCUGUGAUGAAAUGUGGUUAAAAAAAACAAGCCUUGAACCGCGUCUGAAAAGCCGAAUCAAAGCUCUACAAAGAGAGAGAGGAGCACGUACUCAUGGUGGUCCUAAGUGAUUUUGUGAUCCAAGACUUUGAUUAGGACUCUUGAGUCUCCUCUGCAUCUCCGAGCAUCAUCACCACCACCCAAGUAUUUCAGCUUUAAUGUUGACAUCGUUUACUGUGGGGGGAAAAAAAACAGGCAAUAAAUAAAAAGGCAGACCUCUCUGUGGAUUAAUGCGGACGCUGAACAUCUGUGGAAGAAAGGGAGAGAAAGAGAGAGUGAGAGAGAUGACAGCGUCCACUUUAUAUUUUAGGUGUUUGUGUGUUUGUGUGUCAGUCUGCGCUCUCAGACUCAGGUUUAGUAUUAGCACUGAAAAUCACUAAACCUGCGAGUUUUACUUUAACCAGCUGAAAUCUUGUGUUGUCUUGUUCUACGGAUGCAGUUCUAGUGAAACAGACUCAGACUCUGAUUGUUUGGACGGGUACAGAGGGGUUUUUGUCCGUCUUACUUCUUACCUUUGAGAAUUUCUAGGAGAUGCAAUCCAAAAAUGAAAUUAAAGAGCCUUUAAAAAUGUGCUGAUAGCAGAAUAUCUGAGAUGGUGGAUAAUAGGAGCAGACUGAUGCAUGGGUUGGUCUGCUCUUCUUUGGACUGAGCUCUGUCUGGAGGUUUGCCAUUUCUUCCCUGGGUUGUUGUGUGUCUCAGUGCAGAGAAAAGUUCCCGUGAUAGACGCCUAAAAUGAAUUCAAACAAAUAGUUCAAACCUUCAGGGAGUUAAUUAGUGAGAACAGGACUCCUCCCUCCGCUGUGGCACACACACACACAGAUCCUGUUCAGUGCAGGCGUAGGUGCUGCCUUUGCAUCCGUCCAGCUCUGAACUGAAGUUUGGAUCUGGAUGAAGUCGAUGUUAACGGGCAGUUUAAUAUCCUGUUAACUGGUGUUGUCAGUACAAAUUAGUAUUACAGAUAAUAAAAAGAAAGAAAACAGUCAUAGCUUUAAAAAAUGAAAAACAAAAGCCUCAUUAGUACAUAAAAAAUGAUAAUAUCCUUAAUUUCUCUGCUCAGUUUGUGAUUUUUUUCACACACCUCAGACACUCGUCAGUCUCUCUCUGGAGCAGGUGGAUGAUGUGUGGUGGAUGAAGCUGUUAUUUCCUCUGAGACUUCACAAAGACGAGCAAUCUGUGCAGGAGGGGGAUCCGGCGCUCAGCAGCACCUGGCAAGUUUAGACGAGAUUAAAUGGAGAGGUGAUGUUUGAUUGACACACAAAUUUAGCCCCUCACUUCAAAUGUGGGUGAGCCCUCCGGAUCGACAGCAGCAUAAUGAGGCUUUCAGCUGAGCCGAAAUGGAGCCUCAUACUGGGAGAUUGAGAUAAAUUCUGUCCUCCUCUCCAGCUGACACUUACACAAACAGCCGAAUAAGAGCGGAUGGUGGAGAGUGACAGGUGAGGAAAUAGAGAAGAGCUGGGGGCCACACAGUCAUUCUGCAGAACAAGACUUUAAACCCCAGAAGUGAUCUGAAAAUAUAGUUUUUUUGUACUUUAGAGACGAUGCGCUGGUCCUCCUGAGAAGAGAAGUUUUAUUCAACAUUGAAUACCUAAAACCAAAUCCUAAAGAUUCAGAAGGAGAGUGUUUUAUAUUUAAUAUUAGGGCCCGACCGAUUUAUCGGCGAGCUGAUGAGAUCGGGCAAUUUCAGCCCGUUUGAGACUAAUCAAGUAGUUGAAAAAGCUUUUCUGGUCUGAGUUUGAUUAGUUGGUAUUCCUGUCGGCGUGAAGAGCAGUAGCCUACAGUAUAUCUACAGUAUAUAUAUUUUAUAACUUUAUAAAAACUUUAAAAAAACGGCAGACUAAUCAGUAAUCAGAUUUCUUUCCCCCCUAAUAAUCCAUAUCGGUCGGGCCCUAUUUAACACGAUCUAAUAUGGGAUCAGAGUCGCAGGUCUUUCUUGACUUCAGAAAGGCUUCAACCAAUCACGUCCUCCCAGCAGUGAUCGCUCUGUGCUGCAUGUGUUAGUGUAGGUAACCAACAUUAACAUUUGCAGCUCUGAGAUCUCUAUUUAUCGCUCCUUUAAUCUGAUUAAAUGUGUCGGUUAUGUGGGUAGAUUUUGUGGCUUUACUGAAUUAAUCCCUCAAGAGCUGAUUCUAAAAUCGGGAAAUCGAUCCCACGGUGUUUCUGCAUCAUCCCUCUCAUCUGAACCAUGAAGCUGAACCUGCAGCCUGAUUCUCAGAGAUAGAUCUGAUCAGACUGAGUCAUGUGUCAGAAUCAGAGCUCAUCACGCUGAAUUCAGACCUGACUCCUGGACUCAACGCCGCGGACGAGUUUUCCUCCAUGACUCUUGCCGCAUGAAGUAUCUCUGCCAGUGAUUUUCACUCGGCAUGAAGGUUUGGCGCCCAGAUUUCUGGAUAUAAAGACACAUCCAAGCGAUGGUUGAUGAGCCGCCAGGCCUGCUGGUGGAGGAGGAGGAGAGGCAUGUGGCCGGUUGUUGGUGUUUUCUCAUCCUGCUGUGAGAUGGGAGCGGAGUGUGACAUGAAAUCCUGCUCUGCCGGACACUCAGUGGGAGAAAUGGACCUGUGCCACUGUGGUUUCUUCCAGCUGAACAGAAAUAGCUGUCAGCAAACUCGUAAUGAUGGGGAUGGUGGAGGAUUUGGAAAGAUGGAGUCAACAGGAGAGCCUGGGUAGCUGUUAGAAGGAUUCAGGUUUGGGGAUUUCAGACAGAUCUAUGUGAAAACCCGGACUGGUUGAUGAGAGUCUGUUAGUUUGUGAGCAGAUAGGAAAUUUUCUUAAACCAAAGUACUCAGAUCUCUGCAGACCGUUUCAACCAUCAUUUCUUCUUCUUUUCAGAGCUGAUUUUCUGCACCGAGCUGCACAUUUCUCUCCACACUCUGUCCUCGAAUGAAUCCGCAACUCUGUGCUUUUCAAAAACGUCGUUUCCACUUGAGACCAAACGCUGACAGUUAACCGAAAAGUUUUCAAGGACGAGGAUCCGCCUACUGCCAACAACACUAAAAGAAACGCAGAGAGAGUUUGAGACGCAGACGUCAAAACAAACGUCUUGUUUCUGACCUCUGAGGAGGUGAAAUCGUACUCAGACACUGGAGUGCUUUAGCCUCACAGGAGGUGGAGGUCGAAAUCAUGACAGAGGUGGUGCUGUAGGUGUUUUUCUGUUUUCUGACAUUUGUUUCAGCAGCAGUAAAUAUUCUGAGAUAUGAUUCAGUGAUCAGCAGUAAGACGUGUUUCUCUUUGUUUUCCUUUGACUCUUCAUUGAAGUGUAUUUAUUAGUAAAUACUUAUUAUAACUGUGAGUUUUCAGUCUGAUCCAUCUGUCCCUUAUGCUUUUAUCGUCUUUUUUACAUCCUGAUGUAUAUGCAUGUUUUUUAUCUAACAGACUUCUGAAUUAUUUAUCCUCCCGUCUCCGGCUUUAACUCGUAGGAAGUUGAGAUUUUUCUAAGAGGAGCUGCUCCGUUCCUGUUUUAUUUAACAUACAAAGAAAUGCUCUGAGUCAGGAUGAAGUGAAGAGGUUUGUAAAUGAGGAACGGAGUGUUUGUGCGUUAGUGAGAAGCUUGUUCCUGCGUUAACUCAUCUAAAUGAGACAGCCUCAGUGAUUGGUUAAUAGAUUGAUUGACUCUUGUAGGAAGUCGCUCUGCUCUGUUGAUCAGCAGUCUGACAGCAGACAGAUGAUGCAGCAGAUGCUCAUGUUUUGACACACACACACACACACACUCACACACACACACACACACACACACUCUCACACACACACACUCACACAGGUAAAUAACUCAGAAGUGGUUUAGCAGUGAAGAGAGUCAGUAACUGAAGGAGAACGUCGACGUUAAAAACCUAGAAUAUUGUGAUUAUUACUCAAGAUGCCCUAAUUUAACCCUUUCAGUCCUUGUUCUGAUACUGAUCCAGUCUGACACUAAAGAUGACCCACUGAUGAGGCUUGCUGUAAGCAGAGAGUAGUCUAAAGGUCCUUACACACCGAGAAACUGGACACACAGUAUGAAAACUUUAGAAAAAUCGACUGUGAUCCGAAAAAAUAAAUGCUGCAAUAUCGCAGGACGAGAAAACGUCGCUGAUGUUCAAAAAAAAAUAAUGAUGUCCAAAAUAAUCGCACGAAAAAAACACUCCCAGUGUGAAAGGAGCUUUAAGUUCAGUGUAAUAAAUCCAUAACUCUUUGCCAUAGAGCUGGGCAAUAAACCAAAAAUUUACUGAUACCAAAAUUUAAGACAAUAACUGACGUCAUUUUGUCCAUAUCCAUAUAUUCAGUGUCAAAAAUAACUAAAUGGAAGUUGUUUUUGGAUGUGUGUAGGUAGGCUAUGGUCUCAUGUCCCUUUAAGACGCUGUCCUACGUCAGAGACGUGACUCCACCCCCAUCCAGUCCGUAACAAAGAGGGAAAGACAGGUGAGGAGAUGGAGGACGGAGAGAAAGUUGGAGCAGCUGAAGUAGACGAAGUUACUGUGGGAGGGGGUGAGCAGCUGGUGGAGUAGUUAUCGUCCAUUUAUCAUGAUCGCAGUGCACUGAUCAAUGUAUCGUGAUAUUGAUUUGAGGACAUAUCUCCCAGCCCUACUUUCCCAUCAAUCGCAGCGUCUAGUCAGAUCAUCUCUAGGUACCAUCGUCGUACAGGCUGUGGUUUAAUUUGUGUUAAAUUCCUCUAAACUGUGUCAGACUAGUUUUCUGAUCACUUCGAACAUAUUCAACCUCAUCCUGACAACACUCUCCCGGCUUUUCUCCUCUGACUCCAGUUCUGUUGUUCCUCUCAGCAGGUGGUCUCUCAGUGAUGUUCAUUUUUGCCCGUGUCAGUCAGACCUAUUCCUGGACACGUUUCCUCAGGAGUCAGAGUGUUUGUACUCACUCCGCAGUCAUUAGAAAGUCAGAAACUGAAAGUGUGAAAAUGGGUUAUUCCCUCAGCGCGGCCUGGUAUUUUCUGCAGCGUAUUGAAUUAAUAUCCUUCUUUCAACAAGACAAAAAAGUCAACAUCCCAGCAGCAGCCCUGUGGGCCAGAGACGCUCCCAACUCCUAAUUCUUGGAUGGCAGCAGAAUUACUCUCUCUCUCUCUCUCUCUCUCUUUCUGCUGCUAAUGAGGAGAGUGAGUGAAAAUGUUCGUGUUAGAGCUUCUGAAAGUUUUCUGUAAGACCUUAAAACUGUUUUGUAAAUGUUGUUUAGAGAACAUGAAAACAAAAGAAAUGUAGUUAAAUGAGAAGAAAGAGAAAACACUGAGCUGUUUCUGUAAAUUCAUAAUGUUUCUGUUGAAUUUAGUCCAUCAAGAUUAAACCAGUUUUUUAUUCAAUAUCAAGAAAAGUUACAACAGGAGUCUUUAUUGGGAUGACAGUGCAAAGAUAAACAAACACUGAGGCGCUCAUAUUAGUUAACACUCAGACUUUUGUCCUGGAUGAUGUGGUUCUUCUAUCUUCAUCGAGCAGUGACCUUCAGCUCUUGCUGGGGCGGUUCACGGCCGAGUGUUAAGCGGCUGGGAUGUGAAUCAGCACCUCCAAGUCCGAGGUCAUGGUCCUCAGUCAGAAAAAGGUAGAUGGCCUUCUCCAGGUCGGAGGGGAGGUCCUGCCUCAAGUGGAGGGGUUCAAGUAUCUCAGGAUCUUGUUCAUGAGUGAGGGUAGGAUGGAGCGGGAGAUCGACAGGCGGAUCAGAGCAGCGUCAGCAGUGAUGCGGACGCUUAACCGAUCAGUGGUGGUGAAGAAAGAGCUGAGCCGUAAGGAGAGACUCUGGAUUUACCGGUCGAUCUACGUGCCGAUCCUUACCUAUGGUCAUGAACUUUGGGUAAUGACCGAAAGAACAAGAUCGCAGAUACAAGCGGCUGAAAUGGGUUUCCUCCUCAGGGUGUCCGGGCUCAGCCUUAAAGAUAGGGUAAGGAGCUCGGACACUCGGGAGGCGCUCAGAGGAGAACCGCUGCUCCUCCACGUCGAGAGGAGUCAGCUGAGGAGGCAUCUGGUUAGGACGCCUUCUGGACGCCUCCCGUUAGAGGUGUUCCAGACAUGUCCCACCGGGAGGAGACCUCGUGGCCGGCCCAGGACCAGGUGGAGGGAUUAUAUCUCUCGCCUGGCCUGGGAGCGCCUGGGAAUCCCCCCGGAGGAGCUGGUGGAAGUAGCUGAGGUGAGGGCCGUCUGGGCUUCCCUCCUGAAGCUGCUGCCCCCGCGACCCGGACCAGGAUGAAGCAGAAGAAAACGACGAUGACCCGAGCGUCAGAAUUAAAAAGUUUUACUUUUAAUGAAGGUUUCAAUGACUUUUCCAGCUGCAGAAAUCAAAAACUCUUUAAAUCAGGAUACAUGAGUUUAAAGAUUGAGUGUCUGUGUCUGUAACCCUGCGCUCUGUGUGAAUGUCUUUAAAACUAACUUAUGAAAAUGGAUGAGUGAUAGAAAAACUGGAGGAUUUUAAUUCCAGAGAGGCGGUGAAGAGCGAGGCAGACCUACAUUUGUUGUGUUUUUUUUACAUACAUGUAUAAUCAGCAGAAUGAAUCAUUUUUAAUGUAUGAAGUGAAGCAGCAGAGCGGAGAGGAAGUCCUCCGAGACUUAGAGAGAAGAAUAAAAACCUGCCUUUGUGUUGGUACUCACGUAGUCUGAAGGUCUGUUUACAUUUAUUUCCACUUACAGCACAACCACAAACUUUCCAACAGUGAAAUGAUUGUAUUUAAAUGAAGUGAAUCUUAUGAAGGUGGAAGUUAUUUCUGUACCUGACAUCUGUGACUCCACACUUUACCUGAAAAUCAUCACUACUCAGAAACUCACCUGAAAUUUCCUCUCACCCUCACUCUGUCCCUGUGUCACUUGGAUGAAACGCUGUUGCUAUAGCGAUACUUCUCACUGAGUGGAACCGAAUUUGUUGCCUGGCAACCUCGGCUUAUUGAACAUUCCAUCAGGAAGCAGAGAGAAGGGAAGGAGCGUCAGAUCCCCGUGUGAAUCUAACGACAAAUCUCCGACAGUGAAACUCUGACAGAGACUCUUUGGUUUGUAGACGAUCGGCUUCGACACGGAGGUUUCAGAUUUUACAGGGAGGAAUAAAAACAGUGCAGGGAUGGAGUCAGUUUGUUUAAGCAGUUUGUACAUUAUUUAUGUUGAUGAAAGUUUGAUAUUUGAUAAGAACAGGUAACAUGCAGGAUUGUGAUAUUAAAACGAUUGAAACUGUGAGAAUUAGGGAUGCAGGAUAACGGCGAAGGUUCUUACUAUUAGAAUAGAAUAGAAUAGAAUUCAACUUUAUUGUUAUUGCACAUGCCACAAGUACAGAGAAACGAAAUGCAGUUUGCAUCCACCUAGAAGUGCUGAGCAAGUAUAAAUAUAUUGACAAAUGUACACGGUAUGAAGGCGACAUAUACAUGAGUAUAUCACAGGUAUAUAACAUUGUUAUGAAUAUGCUAUAACUAGAAGUAAAGAUUAUACAUAUAGAAAUAAAUAUGAAGGCUAUAAACAGACUAUAAAUAUAAGUAUAUGACAGAUAAAUUAUGCAGUCGUGCAAAUGAGGUUUGAAAGGUUUAAAGUUGGUUUACAGAUAGAAAGUGCAGGUAAGUGUAGAUAAUUGUAAGUGGUGGUUCAGUGGUUGUGUGUGUGUGUGUGUGUGUGUGUGUGUGUGUGUGUGUGUGUGUGUGUGUGUGUGUGUGUGUGUGUGUGUGUGUGUGUCAGUCCUUGAGUGUUAAUGUGGUUCAGAUGUCAGGAGGCGGAGUUCAGGAGUGUGACAGCUGUGAGGAGGAAGCUGUUCCGGUACCUGGUGGUCUUAGUCCGGAGGCUUCUGUAGCGCCUCCCAGAGGGCAGGAGGGUGAAGAAGAGUCCAUGUGCUGGGUGACUGGAGUCUUUGACGAUAUUACUGAAUAUCUUAAUGUUGAGUUUGGUCACACUUGAGGGUAAGGAAGGGUUAGUAAUGCUCUACACGGACCAACUCCAGCUGAAAUCAAGAGGAACCUCUAACUCUCUAAAACUCCAUCCAACCAAACACUCUGCUGUAACCCUCCUCUAAUAAUAGAGCAUCGGACAAUCAGCUGUUUCUUCUUCUCCUUCUGAAAGUUCAUCACGGCUCAUCACCAGUGAAGAAGGUGAAACCAGAGCAGCGUUUCAUGGAGAUAUUCCUGACAGCCUGGCGUUUGUGUUUGACUCCUGGUACUGAAAUAGAUCCUGACCUUUCCACGGUGAUGGGUCGCUGACAGAGGUGUGAUUCUGUCCACGGUGCUGCUUCCUGUUUGUUUUGAAAUAUUAGUCAUGCUGUCUCUCUCACACACACACACACACACACACACACACACACACACGUCUUUCUGCUUUUCCCAAAUGUCGCAGGAAAGUUGGCAAAACUUGUGUAAGAAAAUCAGAAAAGUGCAGACAGUGAGUCUGGGUAAAUCUUGGGCUGUAAUUGAAUUCCUAUAAUUGGUCUGAGGCCUGGAUGGACUCUGCCCCAGUGACCCACUUCUCUUUGAGUCCCUUCAGGGUCCCCCGGACUUCACACUGCAGCCGCUCCUCUCAUCUCUGAGCAAUUCAAGUGUGACGGCAGAUCAAACCGGGAUGUGAAAUUACUGAGUCUGUAACACAUGAACUCCGGUCCGUUAUGUGACCCAGACCUGCUCUCCAGCUCUGCAUGAGUCCUGACGUCUCAUGUAGAAAAGUUUGUUUUUGUUUUUAAAGCCUUUUCACUCAUUUUAAACCGUUUGAAAGGAGAUUUGAAAGAUGGAGUUUUGUCUGCCUUAGCUCAAUCUUUGGUCUCCACCGCCCUCUGAGGGAAAGAUCUGCUCCUCUAAGCCCACCAGCUCGUCCCUCACCGCUCUAUUUUACAGACGUCUCUGAACACGACGCCAGGAGGAGCACUGAGAGCGACCCGAAACAGUAAAGCGACUCCUUUCUCAUGCCUCAUUGUUCCCCUGCUGGAGUUUAAGCUGCUGCUGAUGAAGAGCUCUCACUUAACGGAAACGUUCCUCAAACCUGGGGCCGCGUUCGAGGUCCUCUGCUCCCAGGUGGGAAGCAGACUCAUCUGUCUUUCGCUUUAAUUGGACCUGCAGCAGCUGCUCCUGCAGAAUUUCUAAGUCGUCUCAAGGAACAGUUCGAUCAAUCCUGUCCUUAUGAGGGCUAAAGGUCCAAACUUUGAGCUAUAAUUAGUCUGUAACACAAGUUUUAGUCUCUGUUUCUCAUUUCAGUGAGCCAAUCUGAAAUCACGAUGCUUCUUCAGACCGUACAACACAAUGACUGCCAGGUUAAAAAGAAGCAGCAGCUCUGACCCUGAGUAACCUCGCUGAAACGUCCUGUUUGGGCUCAUUGAGACUGAAAUAAUUCAUGCUGAUGAACGGCAGAACAGGUCACUGUGAAAGUCGAACCGCCUCCAUCAUUUUCUCCACUUUCCUCCCUUUAUUUAACAAUUCAUGAAGCGUAGAGAGACAGGAAGAUAAAUGACAUGCAUCAGGAUCUUUCAGCUGGAGCUUUGGCUGAGCUGUCACGGGUUCGGGUUUUCAGGAUCUCUGCUGUAACUGUGUCGUUCAUUAAAUCAUAAAGGUUAUUAAUGAGUACAGUUGACCUUUAAGAGCUCUGGAUCAUGAGUGGACUGUGAAGAGUUCAUGAGAUGACUGCUGAUGUUUCUCUUUCUUCUUCACAGAGACGUUGGCGCCCUCGCCACCGACUGCAGCCCAGAUCAGAUACGGUGAGAGAUGAUGGACACACACACACUCACACACACACACACUAAUCCUCUGUAAACGGAUCAGAGUGAAGGUUUGGAGGAUGAUGGAGGUUCACCUUCGUUACUUUAAUAACUCCCCUGCAGUGAAAUUCACGUACUGACCAGCCUCUCAUUAGCUUUGUUGGCUCUCUUGUCCAUCAUCUCCAUCAAAUGAUAUUUUUACUUUGAAGUCUGAACAUCAGAGAGAAAUUCAGCUCGAUAACUGACCCCCUUUUUACCGCCCUCCUCGUCUUUGUAAAGCUGCCUCUUUUUCCCCAGAGAAUAACAGGCUGCGCUCAGAUUUUUCACUGCAAAUAAUAUCUCUGAAUUUAAUUACCAUAGCAACCUUCACACCUACUGUGGGCUCCAUCAGGAAGUUUUUCCACCGUCAGACCUCAGACUGGGUUUGUCUAUGGGGCUUUAAAGAGUCACCAAGUUAAAGGUGGUGUAGGCAGGAAUCUGUUAAAAAAGCAUCUUAAAAAAGCAUUUAAAAUCAGUCGAUAUCUAUUAGUUAUUGGUGACAUUUGGUAAUAUAGUAAUAUCGCUGUGUUUUGUUAUGUCUGUGUAGUAGGGCCAGACCGAUAAGGAUUUUUUGGGGCCGAGCGUCUGUUUGUGGGCGGGGCUUAAGAGAGGGAGAGGAGGAGCUGAGGGGAAAACUGUUUGGGAGGGGUAGAGUUUACAUUCAGGAUUUCUCCUAAAAACUGGAACUAACUCAGAUCCUGACUACAACACCUUUAAGAAAUGAGACAGUCGGUGUAGAUUUUAGUGCUGGGUAUGUUUAAACAGCUCAGUAGUGCCCCCUACAGACCCAAAAUAACUCAGGCCCUGCAGCAGGUUUUUUCCUACAGUUAUGAAAUUAGGCAGACUCGUUUUUUAGGAGAAAACUCUCUUGGAUCAGUACAGUAAAACCAACAGAAAGUCAGCUGUUUUAUCAGUGAUUCAUCAGAGAAACUUCUUCAGCGAGAAUAUUCUCUCAGAAACUUUUUUAAUCCACACUCAAAGACGAAGCAGUCAGUUUUGAAACGUGAUUAACAGCCGGGAUCUGUCUCACAGUAAAUUAGAGUAACGUCAUAUCAAUUUUAAUUGUCAGAUUAUCUCUUAAUCCUCCCAGCGUUGUUCAUUAACUCCUCUCUGUUUGUUUGCAGUGUUAUUUCACAACGCCAUCCCCUUUGUUGGAUUUGGUUUCCUUGAUAACGCCAUCAUGAUCGCAGCAGUAAGUGGAGUGAUUUACUCAGUGAUGAAGCCUAAUCUUUCUGGAAUCACUCCUCUGAUAGAAAAAAAAUCCACAGAUUUUGUGAAAUGGAAUAAAAAAAGAAGUUAAAUAAGUCGAAGUUUCUGCGGUUCACUGGUUCUGUUUUUUUUCCUCAGGGGACACAGAUUGAGCUUUCCAUCGGAGUCACUCUGGGAAUCUCCACCAUGGCUGGUAAGAACUCAGAAUAUAUGAGGUUUAUUUUUCAUAUGGUGUUUUAUAUGUAUAUAUAUAAAUAUAGAUAGAGAGAGGGAGGAAAAGAGCAGGCGGUGGGGUUAUAUAUAGACGUAUUCCUGGGUUCUGAUCGCUGUUUUACACACAUCUGUUGGUUUUAAUCAGCUUCUCUCAGUCACCUGCACUCACCUCUUUUUUUUAUCGUUAUUUAAUGUUUUUUUAAAAGCUAAUGCAGGCGUUUGAGAUUCAGAGUUCAUUUGCAUAUAAAGCAGGAAAGCGCCAUCCAAUCUCAGGUGAUCAUUCACGAUCCGGCUGAGCGCGCCUCGCUGUGAUUAGAGCUGUCGACUGUGAUUGGAUCACAAUAUCAGGUGUAAAUGAGGAAACGUGCAGCCGGGUCAGGAGUAGAAGUCUCUCCUGGGCUCUGGUGGAUCUCGUUCAGUCUCUAAUCUCCCUCAUGACUCAGGAUUUUCUCCUCGAUGUCACUAACAUCAUCUGACGGGGGUCCAAUGAACCUCCUGAACCCCCCCAAACUCUCCGAGGAUCAGGUGUUCAUUCAUAGGUUUCUUAAACUUUCAUGGGUUCUGGAGGAGGCUUUGAUUUUCCCACAAUGCAUUGCUCAACAAGCAGUAAAAAGUUCAGUCCAAACAUUCAUCACCAGAGUAAUCUUUUCCUCAGCGGAGCGUAAAUGAUGGAAUAAACUAAGCUCAGGUAGUUUGUGUUAUUGUGUGACUUUAGUGUUCGAACGAGUCUAACACAAUCUUUGUUCAACGCACAAUUAAACAAACCGACUAAUCGAUGUCUGCUGAAAACACAGUGAUUGUCCUGCAGAUAGUGAUAGUAUUUGUGGUGUCUGUCUGUCUGACCCGUGUAGAGAGUCUCUUCAGAUCUCAGCGUGGACCCGAUGGUGCCACAUUCGCCCUGAAAGAUUACAUCGCGUUCAUUAAAGUCUGUUUUGAGCUUCCAGCUGAAACAAUCUUCAGAACUACCUCUAAAGAAGUGAAGGACCAGAGCUCAUCUCUCAGUCCCCACAGGUGUUCCUGCUUUAACUCGGCCCUGAAUUCACUUUAGUGUCCGGCACCGUGAACCCUCUUUCAUCAUCCAUCACUCGGGGGACUAAUAUCCCGACGUACAGAAAAAACACCUCCAGGUGUGUCGAACUGUUUUAAACUCACAGCCUGUUGUCGCCGCGGUCGCCGUUCUGGGUCUCAGUUUAGGUCUUUAUUACAGAACCAAACUCUGCGGAACCCAUAAAGGCACUGAGCUUCCCCCCCCCUCCCUUUUUUUCUGCCACUAGAUUAUUCCGUUUCCAUGGAUACUUGGCUCCAAUUUCCCCUGCAAAGUGCAAAUCAGAGGCUGGAGACGGGCCCUAGAUCAAUAGCUGCACUCGCGCUCAUGCUUUAUAUUUGUUUCAUCAUCAUCAUCCAUCCGGAGCAGAUGCUCCUCCAGUUCACUGGUUUCAUAGUUUGAGGACCCUCUGCUGCAGAUUCGCUCCAUUGUUUUCCCUCACUUCUCUGUUUCUGUCGGCCGCUAAUGUGCUGUUGAAAGAUCUGAACAACAUUUCCGUUUCCAGGAAAGAGUCAAACUUUGAAGGAAAGUAAAGAUUGAAGCCGUCCAUCUGCUGUUUCUGUCCCGAAGGAAAGUCUGUGCCCCAGGAGACAAAACAAACACCUACUUCUUCGCCUGUUUGUGGUUAUAAUGACCACAAACAAAUAUAUCCACGACCAUAUUGUCAGCAACUACCCGAGAAAAUGCGUUCCACAGCGUGAAUUAUUCAUAUCUGCCAGCCAAGUGUUCUAGAUGGAGACCAUGAAGUGGAAUAGUCUGCUGACAGUGAAACGGCAGAGGCAGAGGGAGAGCAGCUGACUGCUUUCUUGGUGUUUUUCCAAAGGUGCUCUUUGUAAUGUAAAAACUUUCACACCUUCUCGUACUCCUACUGACUCUCAUUGUGCAGCGAGGAGCAGCUUUGAUCUAUUGUUUAUUCCGCUCUCUGUUUCUCAUCUUUUUAUAACUCAAAGAGAUGUAUGUGGGCCACUCAGCACCACAGAGUUUAAGUGUUUUCUCUCAUUCCUUCUGGUCGUCUUCUGAGUGUGGAGGUGAGCUGCUUUAUUCAGGGGAUAACACGAUCUUUAGGAUGGAUAACACCGUGGAAACCCUUCUUAGACGUGUCUAAAUCUGGACUAUUAAAGUUGAACUCUAAUCAAACACAUGGAGAAGUUAUUAUCCCUCUUUGAAUUAUGAGUUGGUUCAUUUAGUGAUUGGUAUUUUUGGUAUUUUUGGGCUGAAAUGCCUGAAAUAUUCUGUGUCCAGGAUGUAAUGCAGCCUCCUGCCACUAGUGGGGGCUGUAACCAGCUUUUGUUUGGAGCAGUUACAGUUACAGUCAAGUUUUUAUUUUUUUUUGCCAUUUAAAUCCUGAUACCAAAUGCUUUGAACCCUUUAAACAGUUUUUAAAAAGUCUUUAAGAAGUCUGAAGUUUUACAGUUUCACUCCAGACGUCCGCCGCCAAGUUACUGAGGCCUGCAUGUCUCCUGAAAGCACAGCUGUAGGUGUGUGUUUUGGUGUGACUGAAUAAGCUGAAAAAGAGCUCCAUGAGCAGGUGAGCAGACUUUGACACCUGAGUCAUGCAUGAAUGUAAUGUGUCGCGGAGAGAGCUUGUAAAGGUUGAAAGAAUAGAAAGACUCGGGGGACCGUAAAUGUGCAGCUUUCCAACAGUUUGUCAACCUUUCACAGGGUGACUGACAGCCCCGAGGACUUCAGUCUGUCUGAUUUAAACUGCUCCAGAUAAGAAAUCAACACAUCAGAGAGUGUAUUCCUCCAGAGGUUUGGGUCAAAGCAGCCUGAGGGGAAAAUGAAAUUGACCAAAAGCUGCAGCUGCAGGAAACUGUCAGUCCUGACUGGAGAUUUAAUCUCGGGGGAUUUUCAGUUUCAGAUCCACUUUCAGGGACAUUUUAUCGAAACCAUUUAGAAAAAAAAAGACGUGUUAAAAAUCAUUUCUUAAUUAUUGCUGAAGCACAAAAAAAUCUGUAAAAUCCCUCUGUAUUCGUCAUGCAUCGAGUCUCUUUGUUUUUCAUCAAAGAAAAGCAGAAAUCCGAGUGUUUGCCUCUUUGUGUUUUUUCAGCUGCAGCUCUGGGGAACCUGGUUUCAGAUCUAGCAGGUCUCGGGUAAGCUGAUUUAUGAACCGUCUCUGAGGGUUCAAUUUGAUUUAGAGUCAGACGUUUGAAAUCUGUUUGAGACCCCGCAGGUUCGAGAAGUUAAAGGUGCAUUUGGUGUUUUCUGCAUUUAUGAAUUAAAACAUUAAAUCAGUGAAGAAAGCUUUCUUUGUCUCUGUACUGCCACAUCAGAUCUCCGUGUUUUGACAGUUAAAAUCUUAAUGUUACGGUUUAUUUCACUUCAGUCUUCUCUCACAGCAGCACCCUCUCUUGUUUUCAUACCUUCAACAUAGAAACGUUUUAAAAUCCUGACUAUUUGAUAUGAGGUGUUACUACAGACCUCACAUCUGUGUGAAAAUCUGCUGCUUUAAGUUUGUAAGUCAGUCAAAGACGUCAGUUCUGUUUAAUUAGAAAUAAAAUGUGUGUUUGCAGUCUUGCAGGUUACGUCGAGGCUCUGGCUUCCAAACUUGGGAUGCAGGUUCCAGAUCUGACGCCCAAACAGGCCGACAUGUGGCAGACCCGGGUCAGCUCUCACAUGGUGAGUGUAAAUUAGAGAUUUGUGCCUCUUUUAUUAUGUGUUUAAAAACCUGACGGUUGAGGUCCCACAGCUCGAGACUAAAGUCUGAAGAGUUUGAAAUUCAUAACCUUUUUGCACUCAACAGGACUGCAUUUUCUUAAACUAUAUUAUCUAUAUUCUAAAUAUCUUUACUGCUUUUAACCUUAAAUUGUGUUUUUAAAAAAAAGGCAUUUUAGGUGUCAUAAUAGAUCAAGUCUUUUGGAGGAAACUUUGAUACUUCUCUUGAUUUUAAUAUGUAUAUUUCUUGGUCUUUCUGCCUGUAUCAAACAUUAAAUGUUGUCUCUCUAACCCAGUUUGACUCACCUGUCUCUACAAGCCUAGAAAGCUGAUAUAUCAGCCCUGAUUCUUGCUUCAGUUUGAGUGUGAAACUCCCUCUGAAUUCCUCCAGGGCAGCUGAACAUGAACAAUAACUCCAAGAUUGCAAGUGUAGCAGAAAACAUACAGGAUCCAUCAGCGCCGCGUCUCUGCUCCGUCAAGCAGUGCUCUUCAUCGCCCACAGGAUGCAUGUUUUGAGCGUAGCAGCAGCAGCAGCGUAGUGCAGACCCGGUCAGAUAGGCUUAGUUUAGAGGAAACAACAUGCUCAUAACAGGUUGUUUUGCCUUUCUGUGGUCUAUGUACCGCUUUUCACGAUGAGGCUGAGUCUGGCAACAGCGGCCCCUCAAAGACAAGUGGGCUUUUCCAAAUGUCAUAGUAUAGUAUGAUAAAAUUUCAACUUCUACUUUGAAAAAAAUUCAGGUGUAGUAUGUUAAAAAAUAUCAAUGUAUAGUAUGAAAAUUUCACAUUUUAGUAUAAGAAAAAUGUAUACUGUGGCACAGUCUGCACCAUGGUGUAUUAGCUACCACUCUCACCUAACAGCAAGAAGAUCCCAGGCUAGAAUCCCGGUCAUUGAUGGUAUAAAUAUUUCAAAUUCUAGAAUAAAACCAUUUCAUGGUAUUGUGUGUUAAAAAAAGUCAUAGCAUAUAAUGAUAAAAAUGUCAAAGUAUAGUAUGAUAAAAAUUUCUAAUUCUAGUAUGAAACAUUUUUUAUGGCAGAGUAUGUUAAAAAAAUGUCAUAGUAUAGUAUGUUAAAAACUGUUAAUGGAAAGUAUGAUAAAAAUUACAUACUACACUAUGAUAAAAAAUUUUUAUUCCAGAAUUAAUAUUUGACAUAGUAUAGUUUGAUAAAAAUGUCAUAAAAUACUUUGACAAAAAUGUCAUACUUCAGUGUGGUAACAAAAUCACAUCUAAGUAUGAGAAAAUGAUAACUUGUUUAGUGGUUUAGGCCUUGAUGUGAUGGUCAGCACUGUCAUCUGAGAGCUGGAAGAUUCUGGUUCGAACCCCUGCCAUUGAUUGUAGAAACAUGUUUAUUUCAACUUUGAAAAAAAUGUCAUGUAGUAUGUUAAAAAAUAUCAUAGCAUAGUAUAAUUAAAAUGUCAUACUAUAGUAUGUUUAAAAAUGUCAGAGUAUGGUAAAUAAAAAAUUCAAAUUCUACUAUGAAAAAAAUGUCAUAGUAAAGAAUAAUUAAAAAUGAUCCAUUCUUAUAUGAAACAAAUAUGUUAUAGUAUGUAAAAAAAUGUCAUAGUAUAGUAUGUUAAAAAUGUCAUAGUAUAGUAAGAUAAAAAUUUUAAGUUCUUAUUUGAAAAAAAUAUGUUAUAGUAUUUAAAAAAAUGUCAGAGUAUAGUUUGUAAAAAAUGUCAAAUUGUAUUUUGAAAUAAAUGUCAUAGUAUAGUAUGAUAAUAAUGUCAUACUGUACUAUGAUAAAGAAUUCUACUUUCAGUAUAAAAAAUUGACUUAGUAUAGUUUGAUAAAAUGUCAUAGAAUACCAUGAUUAAAAUGUCAUACUUCAGUGUGAUAACAAUUUUACAUCGAAGUAUAAGAAAAUAAUGUCUUGUUGUGUUGUUGGCACUGUGGUGUAAUGGUUAGCACAUUUCUUAUCACAUUCUAGUAUGAAAAUAUGUCAUAGUAUACUCUGAUAACACUUUUAAAUUCAAGUAUGUUAGAAAAAUGUCAUGAUGAAAAUUUCAAAUGCUAGUAUGAAAAAAGUCAUACUAUAGUAUGUUAAAAAAUAUGUCUUAGUAAAGUAUGAUCAACAUUUCAUGUUCUUGUUUGAAAAAAAUAUUUUAUAGUAUGUAAAAAAAAAUCAUAGUAUAAUAUGUAAAUAUAUAUAUAUAUAUACAUUACAAUAAGUUUUUUAUUCUAGUUUGAAAAAAAUGUUAUAAUAAAGUAUGUUAAAAAACCACCCAGUGAAAUUGGUGGUUUGGUCUUGGACCCAGAGCUCAUUCUCAUUCUCUUGAGGAUCUCUGAAAUCAUUUAUUUCCCUCCAUCAUCCUCCCUGCAUUUCCGUCUUUCUCUUUCUUUUUCCUCAAAGUGAUCAGCUCAGACUGACCUCUUUCUAUAACGAUCGUCUCGUAGUGUUUUUUCUGUAUUUUUUACACAGCCAGCAGAGGUGCGAUGACUAAUAAGGAGAAUAUGAGCGAGCAAGAGGCCAAAGUCCCCAGCUGAAGUUUAACGGUGAUGCUGUAGUAAUAAUGGCUUCUCAACCCUCCAGGGCAGCCAGGAUACUCUGACACUGAUAUUUCUCAUCGUUUAUUAACACACCAAGAACAACAGGUCGCCCUUACCUUUAAAGUUUGCGACGACACGGCAGGAAAUUCACCAAAACAAAAACAUAAAGAAGCUGUAAUUGAGCAGGAAACUGCAGCUGCUGGAGGAGGCACAUCAGAGAAAAAAUACUGUAUAAUGAGAAAACACAGCAGACAGAGAGAGAAACUGAUGUCAGCAGUCUGCAAAAAUACGCUUCAGAUCAAAUCUAUCAAAAGCUCCGCAGAGGAUGACGGCGGAAAAAAGAGGGAGCUCCUGCAGGUAGUCUAAAAAACUUUCCUGUCCAGGGAGUGAAAGUGACGGACGCUAAUGUGAGUCAGUGUUUGAAAUGAAGUUUUUCUGUCGGGUAAUAAUAUGAGAAUGUAUUUCUGUCCUGCAGGGGAAAGGGAUCGGAGUGUCCAUCGGGUGUAUUCUGGGGAUGUUCCCGCUGCUUUUUCUUGGAGAUGAGGAUGAGAAGGAGAAAGACGCACAACCCGGCAGUGACGCAGCAUCAGACUCCUCCUAACAAACCGCCAACGCCAUCACACUGCCGGACUCAACACCGCUGAAGCCGACUUCACAAACAGAAGUAUUUAUAUUUGAAUGUUCUCUGCUCAGGCGGCGUUUACAGGCCCUCGCUCUCCUCACGCUCUGAGGCCGUUUGUGUAAACUUCUGAGGCUGAUAUUUAACCAAGCGGGGGUGUUCUCUCUCCGUCUGAUCCAUCAGCACAUGCUGCCUGUUUGUUCAGUAUGUCUAUUUAAUUAGAUGUCUACUUUAAAUUCACCAGUUGUAGUCUUGUUGAUCAGAUUUCUUCCCACUCCUUAUUGACCUGAUUGAUUGUUAAAUGAAGCAGCUGCUUUUGAUACAAAUGACAAAAACACUCCUGGAGGAAUUUCCUGAAAAUAAGUCUUUAUAAACGAACAUUUCACCCCCGAGAACAUCCUCUUCUUCAAAUUUAAAUGCUGAGAGGCGGCUGUGAUCACAGGAGGAAUAAAGAAACACAUAUCGAGGCUCACGUUAAAAGUGACAGUCCACACUCUCUAAAAGUGGAAGUCUCGCAUAAUUUCUGUCACAGGUGAUUUGAGAGUAAGGACACCUAAGUUCUGACUUCAGUCACUCUUCAGACAGCUCACAAGUUAAUCCGUAAAAUCACCUGAAAAUCACAACUGCUCACUUUAGUGUAAAGAGGGGAAUGAAGUUGGAAAUCUGCCUGAUGACUUUGAUUCACUCCUGCUGCUAAACUACUGCUUUCAAACCUUUAAUGAAGUAAAGUCGAUGAAGAGACACUAUCAAGAAAAAGAAAAGCUUCCAUCAUCUGAUAACACUUACAAUCAGUUUUGAUUUUACAGCAAAAUAAGCACAAAACAGCCAAACUAAAGCAGACAGUCGUCGCUCUCACCAGUUUAAGAUGAAUGAGUCUGGAUUUAAAGGCUCUUGGAUUAUUAUAAAACUCUUUAUUAUUUCAGCAGCUCACCGCCCUGUUUUAUAAAAUCUCUUUAAGUUUUCCAUCUUUUCCUGAGCAGAAACUUUAUCAAGUUUAAGAUUUCGUUUAAAUAACAGUGAUAAAAGUUCUUUUACCGGGAACCAAACAGACAUGAGUGACGGAUCAAAGUUGCUGAACUUGGAUAUCAGCUGUUUGGCUCUUUUGCUUCUUAAAUCUUGAACCAAAAACAGAGAGAAGAAAAAAACUCCUCUGCUACCUCGACAAGAAUCUUUUGUUUUGCAUGAAGACCUGAUGUAGCUCUACAAUCACAUGUUUUCAUAUCAGAUGUUUUUAUGAUGCUGGAAACUUCCAGAUCUUUGGACAGAUGAAUGAGGCGUUCAGUGGCGACACACACUAUUGGAAACUGGAGCUUCUGUUUUAGUUGGAGUCCUCCUCUGUGUUUGUGUUUUCCUGCUCUGUUCCCUCGUUCCCUCCCUCCCUCACAGACUCUUGACUCAGGUCCAGCCGUCUGUGUAAUUAGUUUUUUGGAGCGCGUUUCCUCAGACUUGGAGUUACAGAUGGUUGGAUUCCGCCGCACAUCACCGUGAAGCCCAAAAACAGUUAAUACCAUAAGGAGACAGGCGGGUGGUUUUCAGUGCUUUCUGUGACCUCGUCUCUCUCUCUCUCUUGAGCUUAAAGCACAUAUUUAAAAUGCUGUUUGAUGGUGAAUCCACUCAACCUUUGAGAAAAUUUGAGAUUAAAUGUUCAUUUAUUCCUUCAUUGUAACAGCUGGCUUUGAAACUUUUUCUACACUAGACAAUAAAUGUGGAUCGAUUAGUUUCAUUCUUUGAAAAGUUUGAAAAUCACCAAAACUUUGAGUAUAAUAAUGAUGAAGAUUGAAGAAGCCAGCUGGUAUUUAACAGAUUUUCUUUUUUAAAGGCGUAAAUCCGUCUACAUCCUCGAAUCAAAAGAGAUUAUGGCUGAAGUUUGAGUCUAAACUCAAACAGACUGUGGACAGAAAUGUUUGAAUAAUAUUGUAAUGAGGGUUUGGAUUCAGCUGACAAAGUCUUUCACUGGAUCAACUCUGAAAGCCUGGAGGGAUUUUUAUUUUGUCCCAUAAAAGAAAGUUUUCCUUGUGAGGAGGAAAAGGAGCAAUACGCUAAACGCUGGUAACUAAUAAGUAAUAAUAUGAGGAAUCUGUGUCUUUACAUGGAUGUCUCAGUCACCUCAUCUGUGUGAGGAGCAGAUUUUAUUUUGUUUUUAUUCUCUCCAUGUUUGACUUUAAAUCUCAUUUUGUACAGAAAAAAAAAACUGACUGGAGGAGAAACUUUGAUGCAUAUGAACAAAUGUAAUCUCUUAGCUAUGUCUGUUAAAGGAAUGCUAUGUUGUGCUGCCAUCUAGUGGACAGUCUGGACCUGCACUGGAACAUGUAUGUAGUAUAAAAACAAGUGAUGUCCAAGGUUUGAUUGUACAGUUUGCGUUUUAAAACAUGUUUUCGUUGAAACAAAUAAACUCGGGAGUGUUUACCUCUGGUCUGCAGGUGAA
Molecule: messenger RNA, 30236 nt
Organism: Xyrichtys novacula (pearly razorfish)
Lineage: Eukaryota; Metazoa; Chordata; Actinopteri; Labriformes; Labridae
Source: the annotation of a GenBank genome assembly